Molecule: messenger RNA, 5758 nt
Organism: Macaca mulatta (Rhesus monkey)
Lineage: Eukaryota; Metazoa; Chordata; Mammalia; Primates; Cercopithecidae
Source: RefSeq, a predicted model, not a curated record
GCAGCCCCGGGACGCGUAAGAGCCGCUGCCGGAUCCUUUUUCUCUCUCCCACUAGGGCUGCCCUUCCGACGCUAAAAAGAUAGUGGAGCUAGGGUGAAAGCCGCCCUCACGCUCACUUCCGGCAGGCGCGCCUCCCGACAGUGUCGUGCGGGGGGCGUGGCCGAGCGGGCAUUGCUGACAGGCGGCCCCGGGGGCGGUGGCCAAGGCGGCGGCGGGAGCGCGAUGGCGGGGGCGGCGGGGCUCACGGCCGAAGUGAGCUGGAAGGUCUUGGAGCGAAGAGCUCGGACCAAGCGCUCAGCUUAGCCUGUGACGCUUAUGAUUAGAGCCAACAAUUUGAAAUGGCCUGCUCACCUGAUGCAGUCGUCUCUUCGUCUUCUACUUUCUUAAGGUCUGGCUCAGUUUAUGAACCUCUUAAAAGCAUUAAUCUUCCAAGACCUGAUAAUGAAACUCUCUGGGAUAAAUUGGACCAUUAUUACAGAAUUGUCAAGUCAACAUUGCUGCUGUAUCAAAGUCCAACUACCGGUCUCUUUCCCACUAAAACAUGUGGUGGUGACCAGAAGGCCAAGAUCCAGGACAGUCUAUACUGCGCUGCUGGGGCCUGGGCUUUGGCUCUUGCAUACAGGCGCAUUGAUGAUGACAAGGGAAGGACCCAUGAGCUGGAGCACUCAGCUAUAAAAUGCAUGAGAGGAAUUCUCUACUGCUAUAUGCGUCAGGCCGAUAAGGUCCAGCAGUUUAAGCAGGAUCCACGCCCAACAACAUGUCUUCACUCUGUUUUCAAUGUGCAUACAGGAGAUGAGUUGCUCUCCUAUGAGGAAUAUGGUCAUCUUCAGGAUUCUAUAAAUGCAGUGUCACUCUAUCUCCUUUACCUUGUGGAAAUGAUUUCCUCAGGACUCCAGAUUAUCUACAACACUGAUGAGGUCUCUUUUAUUCAAAACCUUGUAUUUUGUGUGGAAAGAGUUUACCGUGUGCCUGACUUUGGUGUCUGGGAAAGAGGAAGCAAAUAUAAUAAUGGCAGCACAGAGCUACAUUCGAGCUCUGUUGGUUUAGCAAAAGCAGCUCUAGAAGCAAUUAAUGGAUUCAACCUUUUUGGCAACCAGGGCUGUUCGUGGUCAGUUAUAUUUGUGGAUCUCGAUGCUCACAAUCGCAACAGGCAAACUUUGUGCUCGCUGUUACCCAGAGAAUCAAGAUCACAUAACACAGAUGCCGCCCUGCUCCCCUGCAUCAGUUAUCCUGCAUUUGCCCUGGAUGAUGAAGUUCUGUUUAGCCAGACACUUGAUAAAGUGGUUAGAAAAUUAAAAGGAAAAUAUGGAUUUAAACGUUUCUUGAGAGAUGGGUAUAGAACAUCACUGGAAGAUCCCAACAGAUGCUACUACAAGCCAGCUGAAAUUAAGCUAUUUGAUGGCAUUGAAUGUGAAUUUCCCAUAUUUUUCCUUUAUAUGAUGAUUGAUGGAGUUUUUAGAGGCAAUCCUAAGCAAGUACAGGAAUAUCAGGAUCUUUUGACUCCAGUACUUCAUCAGACCACAGAAGGAUAUCCUGUUGUACCAAAGUACUAUUAUGUGCCAGCUGACUUUGUAGAAUAUGAAAAAAAUAACCCCGGUAGUCAAAAACGAUUUCCUAGCAACUGUGGCCGUGAUGGAAAACUGUUUCUUUGGGGACAAGCACUUUAUAUCAUCGCAAAACUCCUGGCUGAUGAACUAAUCAGUCCUAAAGACAUUGAUCCUGUGCAGCGCUAUGUCCCACUAAAAGAUCAACGUAAUGUGAGCAUGAGGUUUUCCAAUCAGGGCCCACUGGAAAAUGAUUUGGUAGUUCAUGUGGCACUUAUAGCAGAAAGCCAAAGACUUCAAGUUUUUCUGAACACAUAUGGUAUUCAAACUCAAACUCCUCAACAAGUAGAACCCAUUCAGAUAUGGCCUCAGCAAGAGCUUGUGAAAGCUUAUUUCCACCUGGGUAUCAACGAAAAGUUAGGACUCUCCGGAAGGCCAGAUAGGCCCAUUGGCUGCCUCGGUACAUCAAAGAUUUAUCGCAUUUUAGGAAAGACUGUGGUUUGUUACCCGAUUAUUUUCGACCUAAGUGAUUUCUACAUGUCUCAGGAUGUUUUCCUGCUGAUAGAUGACAUAAAGAAUGCACUGCAGUUCAUUAAACAAUAUUGGAAAAUGCACGGACGUCCACUUUUCCUUGUUCUCAUCCGGGAAGACAAUAUAAGAGGUAGCCGGUUCAACCCCAUAUUAGAUAUGCUGGCAGCCCUUAAAAAAGGAAUAAUUGGAGGAGUCAAAGUUCAUGUGGAUCGUCUACAGACCCUAAUAUCUGGAGCUGUAGUAGAACAACUUGAUUUCCUACGAAUCAGUGACACAGAAGAGCUUCCAGAAUUUAAGAGUUUUGAGGAACUAGAACCUCCCAAACAUUCAAAAGUCAAACGUCAAAGCAGCACCCCUAGUGCUCCUGAACUGGGACAGCAGCCGGAUGUCAACAUUAGUGAAUGGAAGGACAAACCCACCCACGAAAUUCUUCAAAAACUGAAUGAUUGCAGUUGUCUGGCUAGCCAAGCCAUCCUGCUGGGUAUACUGCUCAAAAGAGAAGGCCCCAACUUCAUCACAAAGGAAGGUACCGUUUCUGAUCACAUUGAGAGAGUCUAUAGAAGAGCUGGCAGCAAAAAACUUUGGUCGGUUGUACGCCGUGCAGCAAGUCUUUUAAGUAAAGUAGUGGACAGCCUGGCCCCAUCCAUUACUAAUGUUUUAGUGCAGGGCAAACAGGUAACUCUGGGUGCCUUUGGGCAUGAAGAAGAAGUUAUCUCUAAUCCUUUGUCUCCAAGAGUGAUUAAAAACAUCAUCUAUUAUAAGUGUAACACCCAUGAUGAGAGGGAAGCGGUCAUUCAGCAAGAACUGGUCAUCCAUAUUGGCUGGAUCAUCUCCAAUAACCCUGAGUUAUUCAGUGGCAUGCUGAAAAUACGAAUCGGGUGGAUCAUCCAUGCCAUGGAGUACGAACUUCAGAUCCGUGGUGGAGACAAGCCAGCCUUGGACUUGUAUCAGCUAUCACCUAGUGAAGUUAAACAGCUUCUGCUGGAUAUUCUGCAGCCUCAACAGAAUGGAAGAUGUUGGCUGAACAGGCGUCAGAUCGAUGGGUCUUUGAAUAGAACUCCCACCGGGUUCUAUGACCGAGUGUGGCAGAUCCUGGAGCGCACGCCCAAUGGCAUCAUUGUCGCUGGGAAGCAUUUGCCUCAGCAACCAACCCUGUCAGAUAUGACCAUGUAUGAGAUGAAUUUCUCUCUCCUUGUUGAAGACACAUUGGGAAAUAUUGACCAGCCACAGUAUAGACAGAUCGUUGUAGAGUUACUUAUGGUUGUAUCCAUUGUACUGGAAAGAAACCCCGAACUAGAAUUUCAAGACAAAGUAGAUCUAGACAGACUGGUCAAAGAAGCAUUUAAUGAAUUUCAAAAAGAUCAGAGUCGGCUAAAGGAAAUUGAAAAACAAGAUGACAUGACUUCCUUUUACAACACUCCUCCCCUGGGAAAAAGAGGAACAUGCAGCUAUUUGACAAAGGCGGUGAUGAAUCUGCUGCUGGAAGGAGAAGUCAAGCCAAACAAUGAUGAUCCGUGUCUCAUUAGCUAGUGGGGAAGGUGUAGGAAGCUCUGUUGAGACAUAUGUUCUGAAGUGUGUUGUGUUUCGUGUUCAAGCUUAAUCAAGGCAGCCAUUAAUGUACAAACUGAGCAUGCUGGGGAGCUGAUUGCCACAUCCUUGGCAGCAUUGUGGACCUCUUGCAUGUCAUAGCCAAUUUAAUGGUAAUGGUAAAUGCUUUUAAUCAAACAUGAAAAAGUUCUCAUGAUUAUGCCAGCUACAAUAGUAAUCCUCACUAAGUGAUAAAAAUAGUUUAUGAAUUGAAAAUUUGCCACUACAUGUUUUAUGAUCAAAUAGUUCAUCAAAAUGAAUCUUUGCUCUUUGGAAUGAAUUAUUACCAUACUGCCAUUAAAAUAAAUUUGCCAACUAGUAAUGCAUACUGGAAAUCAAAAGAUAUUGAAAGAAUGGUGAACUUCUCUUAGUGGUAUUGUCAUGCUAAAAGAUGUUAAUAUACAUCAUAAAAGCAAAGUCAGCCAGCUGAUAUUUUGGUUCUCAAAAACUGCAUUAUUAAUAAUAUUUUAGUAUAUAGAGAUAUUCUGCAAUUUUUACAUUGUAAACAUGACUAUGGUUUUGUAUUUGCUAAAUAUAGGGGUUGGACUAAAAUAUAAUAAAUCUGUACCUUAUCAAACAUUUUCUUUGAGCUCCUGCUAAAAAUAGGACAUGUCUAUGAUUGUUCAGAAAUAUGUUAAAUUUAGGCUCGGCACGGUAGCUCACACCUGAAAUCCCAGCACUUUGGGAGGCUGAGGCAGUUGGAUCACUUGAGGUCAGGAGUUCGAGACUAGCCUGGCCAACACGGUGAAAACGCUGUCUCUACUAAAAAUACAAGAAUUACCCAGGCAUGGUGGUGCAUGCCUUUAAACCCAGCUACUGAGGGGGUUGAGGCAUGAGAAUUGCUUGAACCAGGAGAUGGAGGUUGCAGUGAGCUGAAAUCAUGCCACUGCACACCAGUCUGGGUGACGGAGCAAGACUAAAUCUCAAAAAAAAAAAAAAAGAAAAAGAAAUAUGUUAAAUUUAAGGACUGUUAACCUACUUUGUACUAGUAAAAACAACAUUAAGAGUCAUUAAAUUUUAUUUCUGAAUUAAUGAACGUAUCUGGACACAUUCUUUGUUCCUAGGUUCACAAGAUUGAGCUUAAAACUCCUGAGUGUUUUCAUUUAAUUGGUUUAGAGGUAGAAUGGAAGAGAAUCUAUGGUACCUACCAUUAUACACAUUUAGUUGCCCAGUUUACUUAAACUUUAAUAAAAGUAAAAAGUAGAUUAAACAUUUAAAUUUUCUUUCUUUCUUUCCUAAAUAGAAAAAAAAAAAAGGUCCAUGAGUUUGAGCCCUUGCCCCAAACAAAGUUGUUUUUCUGAUCAGUCUUACUGGUGUUUCACCUGAGAAGAUAGAUUUGCCACAUGACAAAAUGCAGCUUAUUUGUAGAGUUUUGAAAGGAUGUAAGAAAGAAUGAGUGGCUUCAGUAUCGAGUCAAUUGAUGUCAAAUAAAUGGAUGCAUGAGCACAUGGAAAAAUCUGCUGUCAGUCACAUUUCUCACAACAUUGCGGUAUAGUGCCGAGAUCUUGCAUAAGAAAUUCUAUGGAUAUUAGUUGGCAAAAUUGAGAUGAAUGAGACACAGUUGGACCCUAAAGAACUAAGGAGGGGGAUAUGACAAAGAAUAGAAUUAAACUAUCUGACUCAAUGUGUUAAGGGAGUUUAUGAAAAGAUACUCAUGAAGGGUGAAGCUAAUUUGUGAAACUUACACCUGAAAAAACUUAAGCAUGAAGCCCAUGGAGAGGGAAUUGAGAACUGACACUUCAUAACUGGGGAAACUGGAAAUUAAAGAAAGGAAAGACUUAAAAUUUUUGUUUGCCAAAAUUUGUAGGAAAGUAAACUGUGUUGUAAUUUUAAGAAUCUUUUUAAAAAAUCUGAUUAGCUGAGCAAAGUUACCAGAAAACUGUUAUCCUAGUUGAAAUCAAACAUUAUUUGCAAAUGUGUUUUCUGAGUGAUAGCUUCCUGCUUAAAUGUUACAUAUGCAAAAUUCUGAAGUUUUCCUGUGCUACUACUGAAAGCAUUCAGAAUCUGUGACAUGUAUUGACUUUGUGCUUUGAUAUUCAAAAUUUAUUGUUCUGAAAGUUAUAUUUAGAAUCAGUAAAUCUUGAUGUUCACCUUUA